Molecule: messenger RNA, 3570 nt
Organism: Pantherophis guttatus
Lineage: Eukaryota; Metazoa; Chordata; Lepidosauria; Squamata; Colubridae
Source: RefSeq, a predicted model, not a curated record
UCAGAAAGAAGACUAGAGAAGCCAAACAACAAAGCACUACAGUUACAUUUCAGAGAAGACAACUCUGAAAUAGCUGUGCAUUUGCUGUUUAAAGUAUUUAUGCUUCAUGAUCCAGAAUGGAAAAUAUGGACAGUGGAUCUUCUCUGGACAUGGAUGAAGUAAUUAACAUGAAUGAACAGUGCCAUGUAUUUAAGGAGACUGAACUUUGGAAAGAAAAUGUGGAUUUAAUAGAAAAGAACAGCUUGGGAAAUACCGUGUCCUCUUCCUAUGAAAUAUCAGCCCCAACCAACAUAGGGAUAAAAUUGGGUCCUGAUAGCCUCACUAGGAGGCGGGGCUUGCCUGGUAAGUUGCAUCUAUUGAAUAUGGAGCAUGAUGGGGCUGACAAUCCCCCAUAUCUAUUUGAUAGGCAUGCUCCAAGUAGGAUUUCUACUUCUCCAACCUUGAGGAGGCUAAGAAAGAACACAUCAUCGGUUUCUCAAAUAGCUCCACUCCAUGACAGUGCUGAGAAUAUAAGAACAGACAAACAGAUGCCACAAAUCAACACUUUUCUUUCUAUGCAUCCAGAACUUCCUUCUCACCCUCAGCACUGUUCUCUCCCAUCAUCCUGUGGCAUUUACUCAAAUACAGUGGCCCAAGUACAACACUCUACGUCAGUUAAUCCCAAAGCAAAUCUAAUAGAUAACAAAGAUGAUUUCAGUGAUACUCAAACAGUGCAGAACAGUAACGAGAACAACCCUUCUCCAGAAUGUGAAGGAAACGAUUCUCAGCAAUAUAGCCAGGCCUUGGAUUUACAUAAAUCUAGUAGGUUAUCUGUCCGCAGGCAUAGCUCAGUGGUGGUGAGUUUGCCUGGACUUGAGAUGUUCCCUGGAGACUUGAUGAUAUCAGACAGUGCAGCACAAUUCCUAUAUCAAUCAGCAUCACUGCAAAACUCAGAAUCCAAAAGGACAUGGUGGCCAUUUGCUAAAAAAGGAAUUAAUAAAGACAAACAAAAACAAAUGGCUGAGCUGGAAUAUUGUCUCUCAACUCAAACCAUUAAAAUGUCAGAGUGUGGUGGCUACAAAUUUCACAAUGUAAAGGAUAAAACAUGGCAUGAAAUGAUGAAGAUGUAUCAACUCGAGGCACAAGCCACUAGCGAUCAGUUAGAUACAAAGAAGAAAGAAGCUGUGUGGGAACUAUUCACAACAGAAUGCAAUUAUUUUCUUGAUCAUCUGUUGGUUCUCAAAAUGAUCUUUAUGGAUACAUUAAAGUACCUACAGAGCAAAGAACUCCUACCAGAUGUGGAUCCCGAGUUACUGUUUGCAAACCUGGAAGAAUUAAAUCAGGUGACUCUAAGUUUUGUAACCAGUUUAUUUAGCACCAUGGAGGAUCAUCUUCUUGGGCGAACCCCCUCCCUUGAUUUCAUCAGUGUACUCACAAAGCAUUUCCAAGGUAACCUGUGUCAGAGCCACCAAAUAUAUUGUCUGACGUACACUUCUGCUAUUUUUUACUUGGAAAAACUGAAAAAAAGAGAAGAUUUUGGGACCUUUUUGAAAUGGUGUGAGCGGAAUAAAGAAUGUAAGCGACUCCGUCUAGCUGAAAUGUUAGUUGCACCUUUACACAAGUUGACCCGUUAUCCCCUCCUGUUAAAGAACAUUUGGAAAAAUACAGAGGCAGCAGAGAAAGUUAUCAUUAAUUCACUGAAGGAAAAGGUGGAAACAUCAAUACGGGAUUUGGAAGGUAAAGUGAAAUGGUUGGAUAAUUUUCAGAAAUUUAAACAGCUUCAGGAAAUUAUAAUUUGGCCUUCACUUUGGGAUCAAGACAAGAGACAGUUUGUUCCUGAGCCUCUCAAGUACAUGCUAAGAGAUAAUCCACAUGAAAACAUCUUGUCACCUACAAAGAGAUCACUUGUUCUUGAAGGCCGAUUGAUACUUGCAGAAUCUAUGCGAUUUACCGACGUCUAUCUCUUCCUAUUUGAUGAUUUGCUAUUGAUUACAAAACCUAACAGAUAUAAAAAGAGAUUUGACUUGAGUUUAACACCUGCUUGUUCUUUCUUCAGUCUGGAGUUGCAAUCUUUGCUUGAAGAAGGUGGUAACUGCAUAGUACUUGGCCAGCCUAUCCCAUUAGAUAGAAUUAUGGUAAAAAAUAUUGAUUCAUUCCAUAUCACAGCUUUGGGACUACGAAAUGCUUUUCUAAUACAGCAUGAAAAUAGAUAUCAACAGUGCAUAGGAGCCUAUUUACUUCAAGCACAAACAGAGGUAUCCAAGAAAACAUGGAUAUCCCAGAUGGAAACAACAAUCACCAACUAUAUAAGAAGAAAUAAUCUUUCAAAAACUUCCUUUUUCAAUACACUUGCUGAAUCCUCUGAAAUUUAGCUGUAACUUGUAAUGUUUUUACUUUUUAAAUAUUUUUGAAUAUUUAAAGAAAAUUUUUGAAAUGUUUUCAAACCUUUCUGAAAUGAGAGUAUUUUUUUAGUUAGAACAGAGUUCAGGGGAUAACUCGUAUGAACAUAUGCAAACAUCAAUGUUACUACGAUCUUUAGUUCAUCUGCAUUUACUAAUAAACAUAAAUGGGGGGAAAUCAGAAUAUUAAGUGCCAUUAAAAUAACAUUCUUAACUUACCUUCGCGCUUAAUUUUUCAUCAAACUAACUACAAUAGCAUUAUACUGCUUGUCAAAAAGAGAAGGCAUCCCUAAGUGCAUAUGAUCUGCCUAAAAAUCAGUGACAAUAAAAAAAAACCUGAAGAUAACAAUGAUGAAGACAAAGCAGAUGAACUAGUGAGAAAGAAAAAAAAUUAUAAUAUGCAAUUUGACUACAAAAACUAAAAAAAAAUUGUUAGAAUCCAUAUGGUGUAGAGAUUAAUUUAAUCAUAUUUAUCAUUUGUUAUGAUAAACUGGCCAACGAAGAAAAGGUACCCAGCAGAGAUUUGCUGGUAGAACUUUCAUCUAGGUGAAAAACCUUGAUUCUACUUUUUGAGAUUUUUAAAUUCCAAAAAGAAUGAAAUGAUCUAAAAGGGUGUCAAGUAAAACUCAAGAAGAUAGAUAUUUAAUAGCAGAACAAAGAUCUUAAAAAUUUCAUAUCGCUCUAGAGGCAGUGAUUCUUCCUUUCUGCACUAAAGAGAUACUUGGGCAUAAAGGAGAAACUGAGGGCUUUUUUAAAGGGUUUGGUUUUUUUGGAUAAAACUAUUAGCAGAUGGAUUCAUGAUAAGGCUUUGAAAUGUUUGUAUCUUGGUUAUCAGACACUGGAAGAACAGCUCAUUUGCUAGAAUUCAUCUGUCAUAUUGAUGACUGUAAAACAGAAGUGUUCUGUUGUAAUGAAUUAACAGGGUUUUAUGGCUGCAAAGUUCUUCUGAAGCAACCAUGCUAACAGAAAAUGGAACAGAAAUGGCACAGAAUAUGAUUUAUGUGUUUAGUAACAAAUAUAUUACCAUGAGUAAAAAGAACCUGACAGAUAUUUGACAACCAAGUUAACUGGAAUUUCUCAAAGCCACAGGUAGAAAUAACCUUAUAUAUAGUGGCUUAUAUAAUCUUAUAUAAAUCAAUGACUUUUGAUUUAUAAAUUAAAAUGUUGUUAUUAAAGAGUUCAUCAGAUAUUA